AUUCAUCAUCAUCUUCAUCAUCACCACCAUCAGCAGCAGCCGAAGCCCGCAGAUCGGAAGCGGAGGGGACAGCUCCAAGGUGCUGAAACUGGUUCGGAGAUAGAGAGGGGAAGAAAAAAGCAACAUAAGAUCAGCGUCUGCGGUAUAGGUUCAGAUUAAUUAACGUCUCUCCUGCUUAUCAGGGGCAAAUACAGGUCGAAACGAGGCCUUCGAAACAGAACCGGCUCAUUACGGCGUGAAACCGGUGUCCUUGCAAAUACAGACACACACACGGAAGCUAACUAAAGCAGGACGUUGCAUGAUGGAGAUGGCUGCCACUCAGGAUGUCAAGGGGAAAGGGGAGGGAGGAGACCAAAAUUUCGACUAUAUGUUCAAACUACUCAUCAUUGGCAACAGCAGCGUGGGAAAAACAUCCUUCCUUUUCCGCUAUGCCGAUGACGCCUUCACGUCCGCCUUUGUCAGCACGGUGGGCAUUGACUUCAAAGUUAAGACCGUGUACAAGAAUGACAAGAGGAUCAAACUGCAGAUCUGGGACACUGCAGGCCAGGAGCGCUAUAGGACCAUCACUACAGCUUACUAUCGUGGAGCCAUGGGUUUCAUCCUGAUGUAUGACAUUACCAAUGAGGAAUCCUUCGGCGCUGUGCAGGACUGGUCGACUCAGAUAAAGACCUACUCCUGGGAUAAUGCUCAGGUGGUUCUCGCUGGGAAUAAGUGUGAUAUGGAGGAAGAGAGGGUGGUCUCAGUGGAUAGUGGCCGCCUGCUCGCCGAACAGUUGGGUUUUGAGUUCUUUGAGACAAGCGCAAAAGACAACAUCAACGUCAAACAGACCUUUGAGCGUCUCGUCGACCUAAUUUGUGACAAGAUGUCUGAGAGCCUGGACACAGAUCCGGCUGUCACUACAGGAGCCCCCACCACCAAACUGACAGACAGCGCUCCGCCCCUCCAGCAGCCUGGAUGCAACUGUUAGUGAGCAGCGUUAGAAAGCUAUCAGGGACAGUAGAAUGCAGACCAUCACCCUGCCAAUACUGCCCUCUCUGGACUGCACUUCAAAGCCUCUUAAGUAGUAAAAUAGCAAAGGCUGUUGCAUUAACUCCCAACUUUAUCACAUUAUAUAAUAAACAAGUAACAAGGAGUACACUUAUUACUAAUGUAAAACAUAGCAUCACAGGUUAUUUAGAAUUGAGGGAACCAGUAUCCUUCAGCUAGUUAGUUUGAUCAUAAACCAGUUGGGUCUGGCAGAGCUUGAAAUAGUUCAGCACUUACACAGGUUGUCCCUCUGACCUUUAAUAUCUUUAAGAAAACCUAUACAAGAAAUAGAAUCAGUGAGUGCUUUAACACAUCUAUAAAAUCUUCUGUAUGGUGUAAAUUGUUCUUUUUUGGGGGGUAAUUUUUGACUCCUAGAGCUGCCAAAUCUAGGAUUUAUCGCACUAGGCAAUGUAGCGGCUUUCCUUUGUGUAACAACUGUAAUAAUAAGCCUCUGGCUGUGACUGUGCAGUAAGUGAGAAUGGAUUUGCAUGAGUGUGUCAUGUCAUGUUGCCAUUUAAUAAUCAACUACCUUUUAGGGGGAAAAAUGUGGCCUUUCAGCAUCUCCAACUCGGCCUCUGUAAGUCCCAUUCUAAGUCCUGCUUCCUUUUAGAAUGAACCGAGUCUGUGUAACUGAUGUGACAAGUUUCACCCUUUGCUGUAUGUAGAUGUAUGAAUUCUCUAAUAAGUAUCUUUAAAGCAACUCAAUCCUUAUCCUCAGCCUUUAAAUGUUUGAUGCAAAGAGCAUGCUGCCAAAAUAUCAAACAUACGUGCUGUUUGAUCUACAGAUAGGCCUUACCCAAAGCUCCUCAUCCUGAGCGCCAUUUCAUAAAGCACAGUAAAGCGUAUGAUAAAAGCAGAUGUGUCCUGGCAUGGAAUAACAGCCAUAAUUUGAUAUUCACCAUGAUUUGUGCUGUUACAGUAAAGCCUUUCUGUAAGAAAAGGAAAAUACACCCUGUAUGUUGCUUAAAAAAAGUCAUAAAUAUAAACCCAUCCUUGUAUUUACAGUCUAUAAUGUGUAAAAGUUGUAACUAGUUUAAACUUUCUAAAAGUCUCCAGUUCAUCUAAAAAAAUUCACAAAAAAGUGCCAAAAACAUUACAAUCCCCUUAACAUUGUCAGUUGCUUGUUCCAUAGGUAGAUAAAAAUACAAAAAAAAUAUAUGAAAAGGAAAAUAAAGAUGCAUGAAAUCAGUUCCAACAUUAUUGGUGUAGAAUUAUAUUCUGAGACACUGUAAAUAUCACUCUGUCUUACAGAUUUAGGAGCAUUAUCACGGCAUUCGCUGUGAAAUGCAAUGGGCCAACAAGUGCAAUAUUUUAUGGAUGAAAUCCUGUAAAUAGUUUCCUUUUGUCAUCUUGUCUAGCAGCGCCAUCUGCAGUUUGUGAGAGAAAAUUGGAUGUCAUGGUUCUGGAAAUGUUUGCCCUUUGAAAAGGAGUGAGAACCUGCAGUCACUGAGCGUGAUGUGUGAUGUUUGUAGUGGACAUAAAAGGCUGCAGAUGCCGGUCAAAAGGCCUGUUUUUGAAACCAUAAAA
Messenger RNA from Cyprinodon tularosa, 2553 nucleotides. It is a transcript of the gene rab3c, whose product is annotated as RAB3C, member RAS oncogene family. The record is from RefSeq and is a predicted model, not a curated record. The transcript has 6 exons. NCBI's taxonomy places the organism in Eukaryota, Metazoa, Chordata, Actinopteri, Cyprinodontiformes, Cyprinodontidae. Bases 299 to 967 code for a protein of 222 amino acids. Gene Ontology annotation, biological process: protein secretion; regulation of exocytosis; protein localization to plasma membrane. Gene Ontology annotation, molecular function: GTP binding; GTPase activity. Gene Ontology annotation, cellular component: endosome; plasma membrane; synaptic vesicle.